Scleropages formosus (Asian bonytongue) is the source of this 1111-nucleotide messenger RNA. RefSeq names its product receptor activity-modifying protein 3. The transcript has 4 exons. NCBI's taxonomy places the organism in Eukaryota, Metazoa, Chordata, Actinopteri, Osteoglossiformes, Osteoglossidae. Gene Ontology annotation, cellular component: membrane; signaling receptor complex; cell surface. The coding region runs from base 40 to 468 and encodes 142 amino acids. The record is from RefSeq and is a predicted model, not a curated record. Gene Ontology annotation, biological process: intracellular protein transport; calcium ion transport; G protein-coupled receptor signaling pathway. Gene Ontology annotation, molecular function: coreceptor activity.
AUAAACCUUUUUGUCUCAGUGAUUUUCGUCAAUACUGUGAUGUCAAAUGGAUUGUCUGAGAAUGUUAAUAUAAAGAAAUGGGAAACGUCCCGUGCGACUUUGUGUAAUGAGACAGCCCUGCUGUUGGAGAUGGAAGAGUGUGGGGAUAAAUUUAAAUGGGACAUGGAGCUCAUACAUCCAAUAAACUGGUGCAACCUGACACAUUUCAUCCGGAAGUACAACCACUUCUCCAACUGCACGGAAGGUAAAGCCUUGAGAACAGGUUGCUACUGGCCCAAUCCAGUGACACAAAACUAUGUUGUCCGUGUGCACCGUCAUUUCUUCUCCAACUGCACGCCUGAUCAUGUGGUCCUGGCAGACCCACCAGACAGCACACUUGCCGUCCUCAUCUUCAUCCCUGUCUUCCUCGCCUUGGCAAUGGUUGCACUGGUGGUCUGGUGCAGCAAGCGGAGUGAUUUGCUGGCAUAGGCUAUCUUGCUGCUGUGAAGAUCACACAUUGGUUCCCGAGAAGAACACCAAAAAGUGAUUGGAAAGAAUCAGAGCUAUAUUUGAAGUAUAAGGAACAUUUAUUUUGAAGUAUAAAGAAUUUGGAAUAUAAGGAAUACGUCUAUAUUCCCAGACCCCAAACAUUACACCAACAAAUAACUUUCUAAGGACUUCUUGAAGAUGCUACAUCCAUCCCAAGACAGCAAGUCUUUCAUUUGUCAUGAAAUGAUCAACAGUUGGCUGUCUACUACUGACAGUAAUGAGUAAUGGGAUUUUAUGUGUGUAAUGCUGUGUACUGUAUGUAAUACUAGUCUGUUUUUUAUUUACAAGCUGGCCUGUUACAGAGCAUUCUCUAAGCAGUUGCAUUUAUGUGUUCCAUUGACAGAAGCCUGUUUCUGUAAUGUUCCUCUGCUGAGAGCCCACUGCUGUGUACCUAAUACAAUAGAUCUCCAGGGUACUGGAAUUCCUUGUUCUGUGUUGUUUUAUGGCUUCAUUGAGGCUUGUUGCCUGCUUUGUCAGCAUCAGUAUCAUUACUCUGAACAACAAGACUGCAUUUGAAAGUUGAAUAUUAUGUUAUGUCUUGUUCUUGUUUUACCCAUCUUUAAAUUCUAGUGGGAAAAGCAGU